Molecule: messenger RNA, 3660 nt
Organism: Lasiodiplodia theobromae
Lineage: Eukaryota; Fungi; Ascomycota; Dothideomycetes; Botryosphaeriales; Botryosphaeriaceae
Product: Inositol polyphosphate-related phosphatase
Exons: 8
Coding region: 1-3660 (1219 amino acids)
Biological process (GO): phosphatidylinositol dephosphorylation
Cellular component (GO): cytoplasm; membrane
Molecular function (GO): phosphatidylinositol-3,5-bisphosphate 5-phosphatase activity; phosphatidylinositol-4,5-bisphosphate 5-phosphatase activity
Source: RefSeq, a predicted model, not a curated record
AUGUCCUCCCGCAUCCGCGUGCUGAUUCGAGACUACCCCCACCGCUCCAUUGCCCUCGCGACCGACUCCCAUGUGCUCGUCUUCCGCCAUACGCCCACCGCUGCCGAUCGCGCUGCCAAUGGCCUCUACCCCGGCUCUGGCAACGUCUCGCAGACGUCCGUCUCCAGCGGCGGCGCGCCCGGCCAGCCGCCGCGCUGCAUGGUCGAGUUCUCCGACGUGCACUCCACCGACCUGAGCGACUACAGGAACUUCUCCGCCCAGCCCGUGUACGGCACCUUGGGCCUCAUCACCGUCAGCAACGACGUCUUCCUUUGCGUCGUCAGCGCCGCCUCGCGCGCUGCCACCGUGCGUCCGGGCGAGACGGUGCAGAAGAUCUUGGCCGUCGACUUCCACUGCCUCAAUCGCACCGACUACGACCACAUCCUGUACGAUGAGAUCAACCCCUAUUCGACCGACACGGUGGACGAGGAGGGCUUUGAGCAGGGCUAUGGCCGGAGGGAGCCCCUCCUUGAGCAUCCUUGCAUGGCGCUGAAGAAGCUGUUGAGCAGCGGCACCUUCUACUACAGCUCCGACUUCGACCUCACCCGCCGUAUGCAGGACCGCUCCUACGACGAGUCCACUGUGGUCCUCGACAGCCUGGAUGCCGGCUUCCUGUGGAACUCGUACAUGAUCCAGCCGCUGGUGAACUUCCGCUCCCGCUUGUCAAACGCAGAAAGAGACGCGCUGGACGCUUCUGGCAUUCUGACCUCUGCGAUCCGGGGUUUCGCAUCUACCUUUAACAUCCCGGCCGCCUCGUCGCCAGCCCGCAGUACCCGCACCGGCUUGCCAUCAACCAUGACGCUCAUAUCAAGGCUGUCGUGCCGAAGAGCCGGCACUCGUUUCAACGCCAGAGGAAUGGACGAUGAUGGUAAUGUCGCCAAUUUUGUCGAGACCGAGACCAUAUUCUGGACUCCGGAUGGCGUGUGCUUCAGCUAUGUCCAAGUCCGUGGUAGCGUUCCCAUCUUUUGGGAACAGCAGCCCGGCCUGCUCCCGGGACAACAGAAAGUCUCCAUCACCCGUUCCCCAGAAGCCACCCAGCCGGCGUUUGACAAGCACAUGGAGAACCUGGAGCUUGCCUACGGUCCCGUCCACGUCGUGAACCUCCUGAGUGCCGAAAAGUCGAGUGAGCUUGAAAUUAGUGACCGCUACCGCUAUCACAUUAGAAACUGUUCGCUAAAUAACAAUUCGGGCAACGGCGCCAGCUCCAAGGGGCACGAGCUGCUAAAGCUGACCGAGUACGACUUUCAUGCCGAAACGAGAGGCCCGGCCGGCUACGAGGCGGCCAGCUUGAUCUCGCGCUACAUUCGUGAUUCCACCGAGGGGUUUGCUUAUUAUCUGGGCGAGGAGAUGGAAGAACGUCCCAAGACGUCUCACGGCGAAGACCAGAUCUACCGGCAGUCAACGACCGUGCUUCAACAGGAGGGCGUGUUUCGUACCAACUGUCUAGACUGUCUGGAUCGCACGAAUCUCGUGCAGACUAUCAUCAGCCGGAUGGCUGUCGAGGUAUUCUUGGGUGGUCGUGGUGAGCGCGCCACUGCUGAUUUUUGGAAUCGACAUGGCACGCUGUGGGCCGACAACGGUGAUGCCCUCUCCAAGAUCUACGCAGGCACGGGUGCUCUCAAAUCGUCUUUCACAAGAUCCGGGAAGAUGUCCCUGGCUGGCGCCAUUGCUGACGCCCGGAAGAGUGCGCAACGCAUGUACAUCAACAACUUUGCGGACAAAGGGCGCCAGAACACGAUAGAUAUGCUGCUGGGACGACUGAUGGGGCAAGCCCCCGUACACCUGUUCGAUCCAAUCAACGACUUCGUGACGAGUGAGCUGAGUAGAAGAGCGGGCGAAUUCUCUUCGGAAAAGCCCAUCUACAUAUGGGCCGGCACAUUCAACCUCAACGGCAAGACCGAAGGGAUCAGCUCGGAUCUUUCUCCGUGGCUUACGCCGCCCGUCGAACCGUCGCAGCAAUUUCCUGAGAUAGUUGCCGUUGGCUUCCAGGAGAUUGUGGAGCUUAGCCCCCAGCAAAUCAUGUCAACCGACCCAGCCCGCAGACAACAGUGGGAGGCUGCCGUGAAGCGAACUCUGAACGAGCAUGCUCAGAUGCACGGCCAGGAAGAAUACGUGUCCCUCCGCGGGGGACAGCUUGUCGGCGCAUCUCUAUCGGUUUUCGUCAGAGCGAGCAUCUUAAAAUACAUCAAAAAUGUCGAGGGAAGCUUGAAAAAGACGGGUAUGUCUGGAAUAGCCGGGAACAAGGGAGCGGUGGCCAUUCGUAUGGAAUACGCAAAUACAUCCAUCUGCUUCGUGACGGCACACUUGGCGGCUGGUUUCGCCAACUACGACGAACGCAAUCGCGAUUACAGAACCAUCAGCCACGGUCUCCGAUUCCAGAGGAAUCGUUCCAUCGAAGACCACGACACUGUCAUAUGGCUCGGCGAUUUCAAUUAUCGUAUCGGGCUCAACAACGAGAAGGUCAGGAAGCUCGUGGAGGUGGGCGACCUGGAGACGCUGUACGAGAACGAUCAGCUCAACCUGCAAAUGGUCGCAGGCUUGACGUUCCCCUUCUACUCCGAAGCUCGAAUCACCUUCCCACCAACCUACAAGUACGACGUCGGUACAGAUACAUAUGACACCUCAGAGAAAGCCCGCAUCCCGGCGUGGUGCGACCGCAUCCUACGAAAGGGAGACAACCUGAGGCAAAUCAACUACAAUACCGCCUCUCUCAAGUUCUCGGACCACCGGCCCGUGUACGCUACCUUUCUCUGUGUCGUCACCAUGAUUGAUGAGAAGAAGAAGGAACAGUUGAGCAAAGACCUCUACCAGCAGCGCAAGGGUGUCGUCGGAGAGUCGACUGCCGCCGGACAGGUGGAUGAUUCGGACGAAGAAGACCUGAUCGGCUAUGACCCAAUCGACCCCACGCUACCACCGGCCAGUUCCGAUCGCCGUAAAUGGUGGCUUGAUAACGGGCAGCCCGCGCAAUCCGUACUCCGUUCGCCUGGCGAUGACUUUGUAGUCAACCCCAAACGCCCAUCAAAUCCUUGGGCACCCUCGCAAGAACCAGAUUGGGUCAAGGUCGCGCCGCAAAGGAACUCUGACAACAACCUCCAACGCCACGCGAGCGAUGCUCAGUCAACCACGAGUGUUCGCCGCAAACUCCCGCCGCCCUUGGAGCCCACCCGCGUGAGCAGCCCGGUGUCCUCGACCAAGAGCAUGCCCGUCGGUCACGCACCAGCAUUGCCUCCGCGGCGUGCGGCAACGGGUGGUCUUGAGGGUGGGGUUGAUCGGGACCUCGUAUGCCUCAACCGCUCGCCCUCCAGUGCCUCUACCGGCUCUUCCAACUCGAUCAAAAGGAAGCCUGCACCGCCGGUACCGAAGAAGCCAUCUGUUCUUGCUGGGGCCACCUCACCAAAAGCGGAGAAGAAGCAACAGCCUCCCUUACUUCCUCCACCGCGAAGAGUCACGAACACGAGCAAGCCGGCUGGUGCGUACUCGGCAAACCAAGCCGACGAGCCACCCUCUUUGCCACCGAGACGUGGAACUGGCGCAUCGACAGGCAGCCCUGGCGGGCUGUUGGAUGUGGGCGAGGAGGAGAUGCGGGGACUGAAGGAUUGGGAGGUGUUGCGACCAGGCUGA